Molecule: messenger RNA, 2032 nt
Organism: Prorocentrum cordatum
Lineage: Eukaryota; Dinophyceae; Prorocentrales; Prorocentraceae
Source: the annotation of a GenBank genome assembly
AUGAGCAAGUCGAGGGCGCCUGCGCCCCCGCUGGAGGCGUUCGAGGAGGCCUGCGCGCGUUCGGCGGUGGACAAAAAGGCUGCGUUUUAUCGCGCAGAGGAAGUGACCGCGUGCUCUCCCUCGCCCGACAAGCUGUUCGAUGCCGCCGAGGUCGUCUCGGGCGCCCGCGGCGACCGGCGCGCGGGCAGGCCCCUCCCAGAUCGCAUCUCGAGGCUCGUGCUUUUCGCCGACCAGCGCGUGGACCUGCAUCGACGCGUGGCGCGUGGAUCGGAGGCGCACAUCGGGAGCGGUCAAUGCACCGUCGACCCCGACGCGCGAUCCGCACGGCGCCAGCAGUCCAAGCGCGGCCAGAAAGGCGACGAGGGCAGAAAGGGCAGCCAUGACAAGGAGAAGGGCGAGCAGACGGAGGAUCCCGCGGCCGAGCCCGCGAGAGAUCCCAAGAAAACCCGCCGCGGUGGUCUCGAUGGCAAGGUGACGCGGGGCCCGAAAAGCGCAGCCGCGCGCCAGAACGAGGACGCAGCGGCCGACGACGCGGGCUGGGGAGGGAUCGUCGUGAACAUCCCGAAAGAGUGCGCUCUGCGGGAAGUCGCGGCCUGGCCCGAGGUCGAGAAAAUGGGCAUCCCCGCGCCGUGGCCACAGGACCGCCCGGAGGGGCCCAUGCUCCGGGGCCCCAGGGCGCAGCGGCUGUGCCUGGACGCCUCGGGCCUCUCCCCGAGGGCCCGAGGAUGUCCACGCCGCAGGACGGUGCGGCCGUCCGACUUUGUCGAGGCGGUGCGCGUGUGCGCGGCGUGCCGCUGCGAGCCGCUGCUGCGCGACAAGGUCUCCUUCGACGCCCACCUCGCGGGCGCGGGGGCCGGCGUGUGCCUCGCCGCGGUCCCGUGCGCCGGGCCGGCCAGCCUCGAAGGGCUCGCGAUCUGCGGCUCCGACGGCGUGUUCGGGCACCUGCUGCAGCUGGCGGUGCCCCCGACGGCGCCUCCGGCCGUGCGGCGGGAGCUGGCGCGGAGGUGCGCGAGCGCCUCUCGCGCCCGCGGCCUGCGCGGCUUCCGCGCGGCGGCUGACGCCGGGAGCGCCGAGGGGGCCGUCUUCGAGCAGCUGGGGUGGCGCACGGCGCGGCAGGUCUACGAGGCCAACUUCUCCGGCGGCGCGGGCGGGGCGGACGCCGGCGCGCCCGCCGGCGCCUGCAGCGCGCCGGCGAGCUCGUCGCAGUCGCGGCCAGCGGCGGACGAGGUGGUCGUUGACAAAGAGAGCGACGACGGCGACGCCGCUGCGCUGAAUCGUGCGUCCUCCAAGGAGGAGUUCGGCGAGCACCGGUUGCUCGACGUCACCUCGAGGAUCUCGAAGUAUUCGUGGGACCAGAGCAACAGCCAGGUCAGCAUCUACAUCUCCUUCGACGGGGCCAAGGCCCUGCCGGACGAGUGCAUGGAGUGCCACUUCAGACCGCGCGGCGUGCUUCUCAUCAUUAGCAGCGGAGGCAAGCAGCACUGGUUCAAGAUCCCGAACCUCUGCCACGCCGUCGACACCGCGGCCUGCAGGCGGGCCGUGAAGACGGACACGAUUGUGCUGAAGCUCCGGAAGGCCGAGCAGGGGCUCCAGUGGAGCGACCUGACGGACGAGAAGGACCAGUACAAGCAGAGGCGUGCCUACAGGAUCGAGAAAGGCGACCUGAAAGACGCCUCGACGGAGCAGCUGAUCGCGGACAUGUACCAGAACGCCACCGACGAGGAGAGGGAGGGACUCCGUGAGGCGAUGCGGAUCAACCGCGAGAAGCGCGCGGAGGACGCCAGGAACGCCGCUGCGGCGUCCAACAGCAAGUCGUUCUGACGCUGGCUCGCCCCUGCAACGACACCACUCUCACGCCCGUCUCAAUUACUCAGCCUGCGGUGCGGCCCUCUCCAUCGAUGAUGCCCACGCCCAGCCGCGAGACUUGCAUUGUCCGGACAGGGCCCUGCAUCAGACAGGGGCAGGGAUGAGGGGAAGACGGUCGGGACGGGCAUGCCUCCGCUUUGCGUUCCAGAGGUGCUCUGCUCUUCGG